AUGUUCGAUUUUCAGCACGUGUGCACUUCAACGAAUGUGCCGCCUGUUUCCCCAUCCUCGGCUCAUCAGCCAUCGAUUUUCGAUUUCCAGAAGCCUGGCAGAUCUCCACCAGCCUCGGCUCGUCAGGCAUCGAUUUUUGAUUUUCAGCAAGUGGACACUUCAACGAAUGUGCCGCCUGUUCCCCCGUCCUCGGCUCGUCAGCCAUCCAUUUUCAAUUUCCAAAAGCCUAACAACCCUGCACCAGCCUCGGCUAAUAAAGGAUCCCCUUUCGAUUUUGAAGUCCAUCGUUCAUUUACCCCGGCCUCGGCUGUUCAGCCUUCCAUUGAUUUUCAAACACCUGGCACGUCUGCUCCAGCUCCUGCCUCUGACAAACCAGGCAUGUCUUCCCCUGGCGCCUCAAGGUCCAAUAGUACUCUGGGAUCACGGAAGUAUCUGACGAAAUCACAAGAGGCCAAAUUACAACUCCAGGGCCAAGGAGGAGCUGCCAUUCUGCCAACUCGGCCAGGCGAUGCCUUCGUUUUCGGCCUGGCUCCUGUCUUCGUCUACACUCAAGAGAGGACAACACCACGCCCACCACCUUCGACCGAAUUGUUGGACUUGGAUCCAAACUCCCCACGUGCAAGGGGUUUAUGUCGCAAGUACAAUAUCAAGGUUGUGUCUGAUGACAGCAUUGGUGAUCGCACGGGCGUGGUAGCCGAGGUCGUUCAGGCAAUUGGCAAAGUGUGGGAAAGAGCUAUGGACCCCGAGGCUUCAUCCGACCCUUCGAUUAGGAAUUUGCAGGCCGCCUUUGAUAAAUUGUUGAUGAGGGGAGAUGAGUUUACCGAGAUGGAUCGUAUGGACCUGGUUCGUCAUAGCGAAAUUCACCAGGAGGCGCUCAGAUCCCUGCCCGACAGCAUAGCGACAACGAGCCAUUAUCGGUAUGUUUUGGCCACCUUGAGGAGGGAGAAAGACCGGUUGCAUGAACAAAUCGAUUCAGACCGUGAUCUGGUUGCAGCAAUGGACGCUACUUUAGAAGGACUAUGCCAUUCAUCCCAGACGAGAUCCCAGACAAGGGGAAGGGGAGGGACAAAAGGGAUGGACCAGGGUUUAAGUAGAAGAUUAGAUCACAAGACCGAGGGGUUGGGUGGAGGGAUACCCAACAGACUCCAGAUUGUCAUGGGUGAAGUUAUUCAUGUCGCAGAUGAGGGGGGUGAAGAUGGGUCCUUGAAAUUGACAUGGUCGGCAGUAUAUAUACCGACCAACAUCGUCUUCCACCGUUGGCUUGGCUUAGUGGUUAAGCUGGAGGUGUACAGAGUUUGUCUUACGCUGGGACAGAGCCAAGAAUCCGAACUAGUGAUGGAAGUGGACGUCCCAUCCUCGGCUCCUCACAGAUCCAUUUUCGAUUUCAAAGAACCUACCCCUGCUAUAAGUUCCAACCCAUUCACCCCAGCCUCGGCUCACCAAUCCAUUUUCGAGUUUAAGAAAGUCAGUACUUCAGCUUUUGCCCUGACCUCGGCUCAUCAGGCAUCAAUGUUCGAUUUUCAGCACGUGUGCACUUCAACGAAUGUGCCGCCUGUUUCCCCAUCCUCGGCUCAUCAGCCAUCGAUUUUCGAUUUCCAGAAGCCUGGCAGAUCUCCACCAGCCUCGGCUCGUCAGGCAUCGAUUUUUGAUUUUCAGCAAGUGGACACUUCAACGAAUGUGCCGCCUGUUCCCCCGUCCUCGGCUCGUCAGCCAUCCAUUUUCAAUUUCCAAAAGCCUAACAACCCUGCACCAGCCUCGGCUAAUAAAGGAUCCCCUUUCGAUUUUGAAGUCCAUCGUUCAUUUACCCCGGCCUCGGCUGUUCAGCCUUCCAUUGAUUUUCAAACACCUGGCACGUCUGCUCCAGCUCCUGCCUCUGACAAACCAGGCAUGUCUUCCCCUGGCGCCUCAAGGUCCAAUAGUACUCUGGGAUCACGGAAGUAUCUGACGAAAUCACAAGAGGCCAAAUUACAACUCCAGGGCCAAGGAGGAGCUGCCAUUCUGCCAACUCGGCCAGGCGAUGCCUUCGUUUUCGGCCUGGCUCCUGUCUUCGUCUACACUCAAGAGAGGACAACACCACGCCCACCACCUUCGACCGAAUUGUUGGACUUGGAUCCAAACUCCCCACGUGCAAGGGGUUUAUGUCGCAAGUACAAUAUCAAGGUUGUGUCUGAUGACAGCAUUGGUGAUCGCACGGGCGUGGUAGCCGAGGUCGUUCAGGCAAUUGGCAAAGUGUGGGAAAGAGCUAUGGACCCCGAGGCUUCAUCCGACCCUUCGAUUAGGAAUUUGCAGGCCGCCUUUGAUAAAUUGUUGAUGAGGGGAGAUGAGUUUACCGAGAUGGAUCGUAUGGACCUGGUUCGUCAUAGCGAAAUUCACCAGGAGGCGCUCAGAUCCCUGCCCGACAGCAUAGCGACAACGAGCCAUUAUCGGUAUGUUUUGGCCACCUUGAGGAGGGAGAAAGACCGGUUGCAUGAACAAAUCGAUUCAGACCGUGAUCUGGUUGCAGCAAUGGACGCUACUUUAGAAGGACUAUGGCCAUUCAUCCCAGACGAGAUCCCAGACAAGGGGAAGGGGAGGGACAAAAGGGAUGGACCAGGGUUUAAGUAG
Laccaria bicolor S238N-H82 is the source of this 2604-nucleotide messenger RNA. RefSeq lists its product as uncharacterized. The transcript has 7 exons. The record is from RefSeq and is a predicted model, not a curated record. Lineage: Eukaryota; Fungi; Basidiomycota; Agaricomycetes; Agaricales; Hydnangiaceae. Bases 1 to 2604 code for a protein of 867 amino acids.